AUGCCAGGCUCCAAGCUGGGCAUCUUCCCCGCCGCGGGCGGCCUGGGCGGCAGCACGAUCAAGCAUCUGCUGCCGCGCAUCCCCGCCGCCAAUCUCGUCCUCAUCGCCCGCUAUCCCGACAAGCUGGCUGCCGAGAGCGCAGCCGGCGCUGUCGUGCGCAGAGCCGACUACGACGACGAGGCCUCGCUGCAGCGUGUGUUUGACGGCAUUGGCGCGCUGUUUUUGAUCUCGUACGCGUCCUGCGAGUAUGAGCAUCGCGCGGAGGCUCACCGACGCGCUAUCGACGCCGCCCUUCGCAGCGGCGUCAAGCACAUCUUCUACUCCUCGCUCGCCUUCGCCGGAAACCUGACGAAAGAGACUGUCGCCCUGGUCAUGCGGGCCCACCUCGCGACGGAGGCCUAUCUCGAAGAGCUCGCUCGUCAGCGACGGGACUUCACCUACACCGCGAUCCGCGAGGGGCUGUACCACGAGUCGUUCCCCAUCUACACGGCCUUCUUCGACCCGCUGAACCCCGUCGACGAGAUCAAGAUCCCGCAUGAUGGCUCUGGACCCGGAGUUGCGUGGGCCAAGCGCGAGGAGCUCGGCGAGGCGACGGCCAAGCUGAUUGCGCAGUACGCGACGAAUCCGCAGGCCUUCCCGUACAUGAACAAGACAAUCCUGCUGUCCGGACCCAAGGUGUUGACGCUGAAGGAAGUGGUCGACAUUCUGGGCCGGCUCAUCGGCAAGCAGGUGCGUAUCAAGCAGGUGUCGGUGGACGAGUACGCCGCGCAGCCGCAGAUUGCGCCGCGUCUCACGUAUCACGGCGUCAACCUGGCCAAGGAGUGGGCGACGGCGUGGGAUGCCAUCCGCCGCGGCGAGUGUGCGGUUGUGACGCCGCAUCUGCGUGAGAUAUUGGGUCGAGAGCCGGAGGAUUUUGAGACGACGGUGCGCCGGCUGAUUGGGGGAUAA
Molecule: messenger RNA, 948 nt
Organism: Rasamsonia emersonii CBS 393.64
Lineage: Eukaryota; Fungi; Ascomycota; Eurotiomycetes; Eurotiales; Trichocomaceae
Exons: 2
Coding region: 1-948 (315 amino acids)
Source: RefSeq, a predicted model, not a curated record